CCCUAAUGAAGAGAGGAAUCCUCGGAUGCUCGACCUUGAAGUGACUUAAAGGAAAGCAUUGAUCCCUCGGGGCAUCGCAUCGCAUAGCAUGGCAGUGUGAAGAUGGCUCUGACGAGAGUGCGGGUGCCGGAAUGCCCCGAGGACGCCGACGAAUCCUGGUUCGAAGGGAUCUUCGCGAAAGCGGGACGCCGUGUCCGCGCCGUAAGUCCGUCGCAUCUCCCCACCACUAAUUUCGCCAGCAUCAUCCGCACCUAUCGAGUCGCGUUCGAAGACGAGAGCGAAGAAGAUGGGGCCUCUUCCAUCCAGUGUUUGGUCAAAUUUACUCCCCCGGACCCUGACACCCGGAACCUUCUAUGCGGCAUUUACAGAUUCUUCGGUCGGGAACUGGAAGUGUACGAGAAACUUCUGCCGGACAUGGAGUCCUUUCUGAAGGGUAAGGGCAUGACGUUGGACCUAUUUCCCCGAUUCUACGGGGGAGGUGAAAGGGCAGAAGACGCGAAAGGAUACGUGGUGUUGGAAGACCUCGGACCUCUUGGUUAUCGGGCCUUGAAGAACGUGAAGGACCUGGAUGAACCUCAUGCCUUCCUUGCACUCCAUGCCCUCGCUCGUCUACAUGCUUUCUCAUACGCUUUUCUUCAAUCUCAUCCCGUUCACAGUGAGGAUUACGAUCGCACGGUGUCGCUCUUGUGCCAAUUCCAAAAGCCCCAGAGGAGGGGGGAUAAAUGGGGGAAAGUCAGUCCGAAAACACUACUGCUUAAACGGCAUGACAUUACCGAGGCGUUAGCCACUCCGGGCGUUUCGGGACUGGAGCGGACGAUGGAAAUGGACGAACUCUUCGUCCUCGACCCUCUUUCUUCAAUGCGUGAAUGUCGAGAAGAGGUCCUUUGCUAUGAGAACAUCUAAUACCCUCUGGUGGAGAAGUACGGAUUCCCCGAACGUGAAUGCGGACCGUGGAUUCGGGGAUGCGUCGAGAGUGCGGAACGACUCCUCCUGUCCACGUUCGGAUCGACCUGUCCGGCUCGCCUCCACCUCCACGGUUUCCUUUCUGGGGACGGAGAACCUUUCAAGGUCUAUCGGGAACCGAUGAUCCCGUCCGGGACCUUGGACGUCAUCGUUCACGGCGACUUCUAUUUUCCCAACAUCCUCUACUCGUACGCCGACGACGGAGACGGCGGGAAAAUUCCUAAUUCGUGCAAAAUCGUGGAUCUUCAGCUUCUCUCCUGCUGCCAUCCCGCCGUGGACUUGGCCUUCUUCGCCUUCAUCGACAUCCCCACGACCCUCCGACGUCGCAUCCUCACCGGACUCCUCGCGACUCAUUACAAGACCUUCUGCGAGAUACUGCGGGAUCUGGGGGUGGAUCUGACGGAAGAUUUGGGGGAGUACGUAGAGAGAUUCGUGAAGACGGCGGAGACGUACGGGGCGAUGCACGCCUGCUUCGCCCUUCCCGUCCUCUACGCGGAUCCGGAAAUCAUGAAUGAUCACGAGCCGGGGACGUCCUUCCUUCGUCACAUCGAGGCCAUGAAGGCCAAGGUCCACGAAGGCAAAGGUCACCCCGUGGCCCACGUCCUCCGAGACGUCAUCCUCGACAUCUUGAACCUGCGACAGAGCAUCGAUGAGGAGACCGUCAGAAGAGAGGUGCAGAAAUUGUGAAGCGUAAUUUACGGAACGAGUCGGUCCAUACGGAUGUUUCUUCAGCGAAAGUUUUUUGCGUCCAGCUCGGAGCACGAUUCCUUUCAUCCCCUUUGUUUUCCCUUUCGAGUCGUCGUCCUGAACACGAAUUUGAUGGCAGCCCAUUUUUGCGAAUACGUUCUUUGAACGUGUUUUCGCCGAGUUUCUCGAAUGGAGAACGACCCUUCGACGAGAAUCAGACUCGGAAACUUCGAAUCCCAUAGGGACCGACAAGCAAUUUACCCUAAUUUACUCCUCUUACAAGUUUUGAAUAUGUGUAACGGGGAGGAUUCUUUCCUAUCCCCUCUCAGAUUCAUCAGCAUGGCAAAAAUCCAACGUUACAUUUCAAAAUGAGGUCGUCAGCUAGUGCAAAACGUACCCCCACAAAAAUUCAGAGCGUCAGAUAUUUAACACAUUGACGACAAUGCACGUUUUUCGUUUUUUCGCGAGUGGGAC
This is a messenger RNA of Darwinula stevensoni, 2124 nucleotides long. Lineage: Eukaryota; Metazoa; Arthropoda; Ostracoda; Podocopida; Darwinulidae. The record is from the annotation of a GenBank genome assembly.